Thermothelomyces thermophilus ATCC 42464 is the source of this 1092-nucleotide messenger RNA. RefSeq lists its product as uncharacterized. Gene Ontology annotation, molecular function: TFIIIC-class transcription factor complex binding. Gene Ontology annotation, biological process: RNA polymerase III preinitiation complex assembly. Gene Ontology annotation, cellular component: transcription factor TFIIIB complex. The record is from RefSeq and is a predicted model, not a curated record. The transcript has a single exon. The coding region runs from base 53 to 802 and encodes 249 amino acids. Lineage: Eukaryota; Fungi; Ascomycota; Sordariomycetes; Sordariales; Chaetomiaceae.
GUACAACGAGCGGAGGAGGCGACAACAGACUGGCGAGGACGGAGAAGACACCAUGACAGCAAACGGAGAAGCCCGCAGCGGGACGCCGUCCUCUGACCCCAAUGCCAGUACUCGGCCUACCCCUGCUAUCGGCACCAGCGGUACAGCCGCGGAGGCCCCUGUUGAGAGCAGUGUUCGCACCCCGAUCGGUGAGACUUACCAAAUCAUUGACGGCGAAAUUGUCCUCGAUCACCGCUCUCUGCAAGUCGAUCGGCACGCUCGCGCGCGCGAAGAAGCCGGCGAGCUCGUCGAAGUGGAGGAGAACGACUUCACCCACCACACCACCUCGGCCACCUAUCUCCGGCGCAACCUCAAACCGCAACAAUGGACCGACGAAGAAACCGAUCUUUUCUACCAGGCGCUGCAGGCAUUCGGUACCGACUUCGACACCAUCUGCCGCAUGUUCAAGGGCAAGACGCGAAAGCACAUCAAGCUGAAGUUCAACCGCGAGGAGCGCGUCAACCCGCAGCGCAUCACGGCCGCGCUGGUCGGGCAGAAGACGGUCUCGAUCGACAUGGAGCAGUACCAGCGCGCGACGGGGCUGGAGUACGAGACGGCCGAGGCCAUAUACGCGGAGCAGAGGAAGGCCGAGGAGGAGUUCGAGGCGCGCCAGAAGGCGCUCGAGGACGAGAAGGCCGAGGAGCUCCGCCGCAAGAAGGAAGAGGUGCUCGCACAGUUGAAUAGCGCUGUCGAUGGUGAGGGGAACAAAAAGGGUGGCAGGAAAGGGAGGAGGAAGAAGGGCCCCGUUGUUAUGGGGCUUUGAGAGGUGCAGCCCAGCUCGGAAGUCCGUCAGGAUUCAGUCUUCUUUUUCCUUUUUUUUUCUUUUUCGCUUUAUAUUUUAUCGCGCGGUCCAUACAGGAACGCCUGGAAGGGCACAGAGGACUCACCGUGAUUAGUUUUCUUUGAUACCCUUUUUCAACUAGUAGGAGGAUCAGUGUUUUUAAGUUCGGGCUGGGUGGGAAGUCGGCAGGCGACCCGGGCGGACCAACACAGGGAUACAGAGAGUAAUGCUGGUCAAAGACCAAAGUUAAGGGCUGACUGAACACCUUUCGU